AUGUGGAAGGUCUGUCUACAGAAACUGGCAUUCGCCGACAUUCGCAACGAGAUUGGCCAUCUCUGGAACCUUACUCAACAGGUUUUGAGAAACGUCGAGAAGGUCACGAAGAUCGUUGAGAAGGUUUCGAAGAAUGUCGAGCACAUGUCGGUCGACAUUGAGAACGUUUCGGAGAACGUCGAGCAUGUUUCGGUCCACAUCAACGACCUUACCACUUCGACAGGCCAAAUGCAGCCGGCUAUGCUGGCCAUGGUCAUCAAUCAGAUGCAAUCCAUCAAUGUUGCCAUCUACAACCUCACCAAUUCAACACAGAAAAUCAAGCCAACUAUGAUGUCGAUGGUCCGUAGUGAGAUACAAUCGAUGAAGGUUACCAUCGACGCCAUUAAGGACCAUUUCCAGAUCAAGGUCAAUGGAUCGACCGCAGGUGUUGGCAAAGAGAUUGUUAAUGUCCAGCGCUGCCGUCAAAUUGAAUAUAUUUAUUAA
This is a messenger RNA of Trichoderma aggressivum f. europaeum, 483 nucleotides long. RefSeq lists its product as uncharacterized. Lineage: Eukaryota; Fungi; Ascomycota; Sordariomycetes; Hypocreales; Hypocreaceae. The transcript is spliced from 2 exons. The record is from RefSeq and is a predicted model, not a curated record. Bases 1 to 483 code for a protein of 160 amino acids.